Molecule: messenger RNA, 2481 nt
Organism: Chanos chanos (milkfish)
Lineage: Eukaryota; Metazoa; Chordata; Actinopteri; Gonorynchiformes; Chanidae
Gene: tcirg1a
Product: T cell immune regulator 1, ATPase H+ transporting V0 subunit a3a
Exons: 20
Coding region: 1-2481 (826 amino acids)
Biological process (GO): vacuolar acidification; proton transmembrane transport
Cellular component (GO): plasma membrane; vacuolar proton-transporting V-type ATPase, V0 domain; vacuolar proton-transporting V-type ATPase complex
Molecular function (GO): proton-transporting ATPase activity, rotational mechanism; ATPase binding
Source: RefSeq, a predicted model, not a curated record
AUGGGAGCUCUCUUUCGGAGCGAGGAGAUGUGUCUGGUCCAGCUUUUCCUGCAGUCGGGUUCAGCCUACAACUGCGUCUGCGAGCUGGGAGAACUGGGAUUGGUGGAGUUUCGAGAUUUGAAUCCAAAUGUCAACGCCUUCCAGAGGAAGUUUGUAGGAGAAGUGCGGCGAUGUGAAGAGAUGGAGAAAACCUUCAACUUCCUGGAGCAGGAGAUCCAGCGCUCCCUCUCUCCUCCGCUGACGGGCCCGUUACCGAUGCCGAGUCCGGUACCGUCGGCUCCACAACCCAGAGAACUGCUCGCUAUCGAGGAGGAGAGCGAGAGACUAGCCCGGGAGCUCAAAGAGGUGUCGAGGAACCGAGACAGUCUUCGGAGCCAGCUGACCCAGCUCAGUCAGUACAGAGCUGUUCUGAUCCAGACCCACUACCUCACCGCCACUCAGGCUCCGCCCCCUACACUGGAUACUUCUGCCCUAUUGGACAACCGGCAGGAUAUUCGAUUAAGUUUCGUUGCCGGUGUUGUGCAUCCAUGGAAGGUUCCGGCCUUUGAACGGUUGCUAUGGAGAGCCUGCCGCGGUUACAUCAUCGUUGACUUCAGAGAGAUGGAGGAAAGGCUUGAACAGCCAGAGACAGGAGAGAUGGUUCAGUGGACAGUUUUCCUCAUCUCCUUCUGGGGUGACCAGAUUGGACAGAAGAUCAAGAAGAUUUGUGAUUGUUUCCACACACAUACCUUUGCUUACCCGGAGAGCCCAGCCGAGAGGGAGGAGAUUUUACAGGGGCUGCACACCAGAAUCACAGAUAUAAAAACGGUGUUAUCUCAGACAGAGCAGUACCUGCAGCAGGUGCUGGGGCGAUCGGUGGCCGUGUUGCCGCAGUGGCGUGUGCGUGUGCAGAAGUGUAAAGCCAUUCACACCAUACUGAACCUGUGCAGCCCCUCCGUCACGGACAAGUGCCUGAUCGCAGAGGCCUGGUGCCCCAUACGCAAACUACUGCUGCUUCAGAGCGCGCUCAUCGAGGGCACGAGGAAGAGUGGCAGUGUGAUUGAUUCCUUUUAUAAUCGCCUGCCUGCCCCCACCUCCCCACCCACCCUGUUCAACACCAACUCCUUUACCUCAGCCUUCCAGAGUAUAGUGGAUGCUUAUGGAGUAGCCAAAUACAGAGAGGUCAAUCCGGCUGUGUAUACCAUCAUCACGUUCCCGUUCCUGUUUGCGGUGAUGUUUGGGGAUGUGGGACAUGGUUUGCUCAUGAGCCUGGCUGCACUGUGGAUGAUUCUGGAGGAGAAAGACCCUAAAAAGAAAAACAGUACUAAUGAGAUGUGGAGGAUGCUGUUUGGGGGGAGGUAUGUAAUCCUGUUGAUGGGCUUGUUCUCUGUCUACACUGGUGCUGUGUAUAAUGAGUGUUUCAGUAAAGGCCUCAGCCCUUUCCCCUCUGGCUGGCACCUCACUCCCAUGAGUCUACACUACAACUGGAGUGAUGACACUCUGAGAGAUAACCAGUACCUGACUCUGGACCCAAACGUGACAGGAGUGUUCCAGGGCCCCUACCCUUUCGGCAUCGACCCGAUCUGGAGAUUGGCCAGUAAUCGCCUGACGUUUCUCAACAGUUAUAAGAUGAAGAUGUCCAUCAUCAUCGGGGUCAUUCACAUGACCUUUGGCGUCUGUCUGUCUUUCUUCAACUACAAGCAGGCUAAAGACGUGAGCAGUGUGAUUCUGGUGCUGGUACCAGAGCUGAUGUUUAUGCUCUGUCUGUUCGGUUACCUGGUCUUCAUGGUGCUGUUUAAAUGGGUCGCGUUUGGACCGCACAAUUCCGACAGAGCCCCCAGCAUCCUCAUCCACUUCAUAGACAUGUUCCUGUUCUCAGAGAACCCAGACAACCCACCCCUGUACCCAGGGCAGAUGAUUGUACAGAGGGUACUGGUGUUUUUGGCGGUGAGCUCUGUUCCCGUGCUCUUAUUGGGGAAACCACUGCGUCUCUACCUCAGACACAGGCGACGGAACAGAACUACAACCACGCAGGAGGUGCAGCGCCCUCUAUUGACUGACACCAGCUCCAUCAACGCCUUACAGGGAGACCUGGAGGGAAGGGGAUCCGUAGAGGAGGAGACGGAGUUUGAUGGCGCGGAGGUGUUCAUGCAUCAGGCCAUUCACACGAUAGAGUACUGUCUAGGCUGCAUCUCCAACACGGCCUCUUACCUACGACUGUGGGCUCUCAGCCUUGCACAUGCACAGCUGUCUGAGGUGCUCUGGGUGAUGGUGAUGAGAAUCUCUCUCUCAUGGCAAGACUACCUGGGAUCUGUAGUCCUGGCCGCUGUGUUCUCCGUGUUCGCCACGCUCACCGUCUCCAUCCUGCUCGUCAUGGAAGGGCUGUCGGCGUUCCUACACGCCCUGCGUCUGCACUGGGUGGAGUUUCAGAAUAAGUUUUACAGUGGGACAGGCUACAAAUUCAGCCCCUUCUCUUUUGACAGCAUCGUGCAACCUGUCUGA